Molecule: messenger RNA, 1750 nt
Organism: Cylicocyclus nassatus
Lineage: Eukaryota; Metazoa; Nematoda; Chromadorea; Rhabditida; Strongylidae
Source: the annotation of a GenBank genome assembly
GUCGUGACUCAUCCUCUCUCUCCUCGUUCUAUUUAACCACCACUGUUCAGCUCCCGAUCCAACCGAACCGAUCGAUCCAUCGCUUCGUUUGCCAGAGAAGAUGUCGCUUAAGAAAUUCGUUAUGUCCGGAAUCCAGGAUGUCCUGGAGAAUAAACUCGGACAAGUCACUGGUCGAGGUCAACAACAGCAACCGUCCGAGCCACAGCACAAUUCCCAGAACGAUCAAGGACAUAGCAUGAAUCAGGGCUAUUACAAUAACAGCCAAGGCGGAUAUCAACCGCAGCAGUCUGGUCCAGGCUACAACUCCUAUGGCCCUCAGGGCGGCUACUCUCCAGCCCCAGGGGGCUAUCCACCCGCCCCAGGAGGUUAUCCUCCCGCUCAAGGAGGUUAUCCUCCACAACAAGGGGGUUACCCUCCAGCUCCAGGAGGUUACCCUCCACAGCAAGGGGGAUAUCCACCUCCAGGAGGCUAUCCCCCACAGGGACCGUACCCACCACACGAUUCGCAACCAGGAGGAUACCCCGGAAUGCCGCAACCGGGUGGCUACACGCCAAAUCAAGACGCUGGUGCUUAUCCUCCUCCACAAGGCGGGAUGGGCUAUCCACCACAACCGGGAUAUAACCAACCACCACAUGGUGGUUAUCCACCCCAAGGACAGUUCGGUCAAGGAAUGGGCUAUCAGCAGGGCCCCCCGCAUCAGGGUAUAUAUGGUAGACCAGAAAUGAUCGGUACCCCGUCGAUUCGUCCAUAUCCAAACUUCAACGCUAAUCAAGAUGCGGAAACGUUGCGUAAAGCCAUGAAAGGUCUUGGUUGUAACAACUCCAAGGUGGUCAGCGUUCUUUGUGCACGCACGAACUGGCAGAGGCAAGAAAUCGCAAGAGCCUUCAAAACGAUGUAUGGAAAAGAUUUGAUAAAGGAUCUCAAGUCUGAACUCUCUGGUGAUUUUGAAGAUCUCAUCCUUGCUCUGAUGGAACCUACGGCGGUUUACGAUGCUAAACAAUUACAUAAGGCUGUACAGGGACUUGGCACCAAAGAAUCAGUCCUGAUUGAGAUUAUGACAUCAAGAACAACACAACAAAUUGCUGAGAUUCGCUCGGUGUACAAGCAACUUUAUCGUAGGGAGCUUGAAUCUGAUCUGAUUGGUGAUACCAGUGGAUACUUCCAGCGCCUCCUUGUUUCACUUUGCGCUGGUGGAAGAGACGAGUCCAACUACACGGAUCAGCUUAGAGCUAACCAGGAUGCCCGAAGGUUGUACAGUGCUGGAGAACGUCGCCUUGGAACCGACGAAAGUUGCUUCAAUCAAAUUCUCGCUAGUCAGAACUUCAACCAACUUCGGCUGGUGUUUGCUGAAUACGAGAAGGUUACAAAGCACUCAAUCGAGAGAGCAAUCGAGUCCGAAUUUUCUGGUGAUAUUCGAGAUGGUCUGCUUGCUCUAGUCGCUGUGGUUCGCAAUCGACCCGCAUACUUCGCUAAAUUGCUCUACGAGAGCAUGAAGGGUCUGGGAACUAGAGACAGCGACCUAAUCCGUCUUGUGGUCACUCGAUGCGAGUACGACAUGGCUGACAUCAGACAACAGUUCCAGGCCAUGUACAAAACUUCCCUUGAGAAUAUGAUCAAAGGUGACUGCUCUGGAGCCUACAAAGACGGUCUAAUUGCUCUUGUCAACGGGAACUAAGUGCAUCAAUCGUUUUGUACAGAACUUGCAUGUGCAUUUCUUUUUGUCAUAAUUAUAUGCUCUAAUUACCAGAAG